Messenger RNA from Durusdinium trenchii, 1422 nucleotides. Lineage: Eukaryota; Dinophyceae; Suessiales; Symbiodiniaceae. The record is from the annotation of a GenBank genome assembly.
AUGACGGAUUGGAUCAGCCGCGUCGAGGAGUGGCUUCGACACCUGGCAGAGCGCCUGGCGAGCGAGCUGUCCUGGAGUCGCCUGGUGGCGCUGGGGGCCUGUGGCCUCGCAGGGCAGAUCUUGUGGUCGCACUACGGCAUUUUGUGGCAUAAGCGGCUGCCAUAUCACGACCUGGGUCCGCCCAUCAUAGGACAUACGAGGAAGGUCUUUCAGGAGUCCUUGGAGAACUGGGGUCAGCGUAUCAUGAAAGGCAAGCCGGUGUUGCUCGCGAACUACCUCUUCACCAAUACCGUGGUCAUCCGCCAUGAGAUCUACAUGAAGCACGUCCACCGGGCCGAGCUCGACGGUAAGCUGUGCCCUCUCUUCCCCAGCAGCAUUCGGGCAAUCAUCGGUGAGAACAGCGUGAUUUCCUUACCGGGAGGCAAAGGCCACAGCAAGCACAAGCGGCUUCGCGGCAAGCUGCUGCGAUGCUUAGGGCCGCAGUAUGUGCUUUCCUUGGCCAAAGAGAUGGAGAGCUACAUCCGCGCCACCCUUGAGGACUUGGCGGAGGAGACCAGCACGAAAGGUUUUGGGACCUUUGAGCCUGCAGCAGGGCACUUGGCACAGAAGAUCUCCAUCCUGCCGAUUUUGGCCGGCUUGGAGGAGGAUCAGCAGAGACGCUUCGAGUCCUUGCUCGAAGUCACCAUGGCCGGCAUGCUGGCUGCGCCGGUGAAUCUUGGGGUUUGGUCAGCCCAUGGACGCGCCUUGCGAGCGCGCAAGGAGAUUAGCACCAUGAUCGCCCAGUUGAUGGCCUCCCCCAAGCUGGACGGUCAAAACAUCGUGGCUGAGUUGAUGAAAGAUUCCGACGACGGCGAGGCCUUUUCCAAAGAAGAGAUCUCCGACACCGUGGUGACGCUGCUCUUCGCGGGCAAGAUCACCACCGCGGACGCCUUGCCGUUUCUCCUGGUGCAGCUGGCCGAGCACAGGGAAUGCAUCCCACAACUGGCCAGCGAGCCCUUGGAAGUCUCCAAUAUUGAGGGCGACUCGGUGGCGCUGCGCGUGGUGCGCGAGGCGCUGCGGCUGAAGCCGCCGGCGGGGGCCUUUCGAAGGGUGAAUUGGCACUCGGAGAUGGACCUUGGAGAGUAUGGCGUGGUGCCCAAGGGUUGUCCCAUGGCCAUCUACCUCUCUCUGCCGAUGAUAGAGAUGGGGCCAUGGGCGCCCGAUCGCUGGCGCACAGAGGACGUGCGGAGUAAGUUUCUGGCCUUCGGCGGAGCACAGCCGCACGAGUGUAUUGGAAAGCACCUGGCCUUGCUGGAGCUCCAACUCUUCGUGAAGAUCUUGUGCAAAGAUUACGACUUCAAAGUCUUAGACACCGGAACCGUCGUCAAGCCCUUUUCCUUGAGCUACAAGGAUGGCUUGCGGGUUGAGAUCACUCGAAAGUGA